AUGGGUGAGAGACAGGAGUCCUUGGCCCUCACAGUCCAUCUCCUUGCCAACUCUGGGCACGGCUCAUUUCUACAGCGAACACUAGACCAGCUCCUGGAUGGUAUUUGUCCAGAGGUUCCCCUCUUUCUGGUGUCAGAGAGAGUCAGCCCCAUGAAGUCUUAUGAGAAGCACCACGCCAAGCACUCCAGGUUCCCAGGGAUAUCUGUUUUACUGUUCCUGCAUGAGAGUCGGGGAGAGGAGAGGAUGUUUCGGGUUCUCAGCUCCCUCCAGCAUUCGCCUUGGCAAUACUACCCCACUGAGAACGCCCAGAGGAAACUCUGUCCCUCCCUGCUUGCCAGCCACGACUUCUACAGUCUGGACCACCAGAUGCCUGUGUGGGGAGUGCGGCAGGUGCACUGUGGCAGUGAGAUCCUGCGGGUGACCCUCUACUGCAGCUUUGACAAUUACGAGGACGCCAUCCGACUCUACGAGAUGGUCUUGCAGAAAGAAGCCACCUUGCAAAAGAGCAACUUCUGUUUCUUCGAGCUCUACUCCACCUCGAGCUUCACCCUGCAGCUCUCCCUGAAGCAGCUGCCCCCUGGGAUGUCCGUGGACCCCAAAGAGGCUGCAGUGCUGCAGUUCAAGGUUCAAGAGAUUGGCCAGCUAGUGCCUCUCCUGCCCAAUCCCUGCGUCCCCAUCAGCAGCACCAGGUGGCAGACCCAGGACUACGACGGCAACAAGAUCCUGCUGCAGGUCCAAACGAAUCCAGAGCUUGGUGCGAGGAAUGGGGAACUUUCUUCAGGGGCUGACAUGCUUUCCCAAGGCUCCAAGAUGGCCUCUGUGUCCACAAAGAACAUUCCAGAACCAAGGAGCCGGCGAAGCCGCACCAGGAAUUGCAGGUUGGCUUCUCUGGAGCUUCUGGAGCCUGGUGGGAAUCUGUCCUCAGAGAGCCGCAGUGGCGCUUCGUGGAGAAGCCCUAGCUGGCCGUUGCUGGCCGGCAGCCCAGUCACAGACACACAGCUGCACCUGCCUUCUCCCGACAGUGUGUCUGGGGUGAAGGCCCACAGCCAGGGAACCCACCGGCCGAAGCUCGAGGCAGAGACGAAUGUGGACACAGGGUUCACGGUGGUCAAUUCUGAAGCCGGGCAAUCCCCUCCGAGCAGACUGCAGAGAGGUUUGCACCCCAGUCAGCCUCUGUCCUGCUUGCCAGCAGCUUGCUCAGGGACACCUGGGUCCCACAACAACAGAAUCGUGGAGGAGCGGGACAUCCCUUUGUCCCGUGCUGGCCAGCGUGACCCUGAUAUAAGGAAGACAACCUCAAAAUGCCCUCCUCACCAGACAGCCCAGACAGAAGAAAAAGGUGGAGGAGAAGAAUUCUUUAUAUAA
Messenger RNA from Elephantulus edwardii (Cape elephant shrew), 1365 nucleotides. RefSeq names its product family with sequence similarity 124B (gene FAM124B). The record is from RefSeq and is a predicted model, not a curated record. Gene Ontology annotation, cellular component: nucleoplasm. The transcript has 2 exons. Lineage: Eukaryota; Metazoa; Chordata; Mammalia; Macroscelidea; Macroscelididae. Bases 1 to 1365 code for a protein of 454 amino acids.